Messenger RNA from Nicotiana attenuata, 357 nucleotides. RefSeq lists its product as uncharacterized. The transcript has a single exon. The record is from RefSeq and is a predicted model, not a curated record. Bases 1 to 357 code for a protein of 118 amino acids. Lineage: Eukaryota; Viridiplantae; Streptophyta; Magnoliopsida; Solanales; Solanaceae.
AUGAUUAAUGGAAGAAUCAACCAGCCAUCUCCUAACUCUCCUCUAUAUGAUCAUUGGCUAAGAUGCAAUGACAUGGUCUUUGCAUGGUUGAGUAAUUCAGUGUCUAGGGAUAUUGCUGACAGUGUUCUUUACUGUGAUACUGCAAGAGAUCUUUGGAAAGAUCUAGAGGAGAGAUAUGGUCAAUCUAAUGCCAGUAGGUACUACCAAAUUCAGAGAGAAAUUGGAGGAGUCUCUCAGGGUUCUCGUGACAUUGCUAGUUAUUACACUAGGUUAAGAAAAUUGUGGGAUGAGUUAAAAACUGCUUCAUUUGGACCAACUUGUACCUGUGGAGCAGAACCACUGUGCAGUGAAGGAUAG